Mugil cephalus (flathead mullet) is the source of this 3016-nucleotide messenger RNA. It is a transcript of the gene glis1a, whose product is annotated as zinc finger protein GLIS1. Gene Ontology annotation, biological process: regulation of transcription by RNA polymerase II. NCBI's taxonomy places the organism in Eukaryota, Metazoa, Chordata, Actinopteri, Mugiliformes, Mugilidae. Gene Ontology annotation, molecular function: DNA-binding transcription factor activity, RNA polymerase II-specific; RNA polymerase II cis-regulatory region sequence-specific DNA binding. The coding region runs from base 333 to 2195 and encodes 620 amino acids. The record is from RefSeq and is a predicted model, not a curated record. The transcript is spliced from 9 exons. Gene Ontology annotation, cellular component: nucleus.
GCAGAUGUGCUCGCGGCGCUGCGCGCGCUGCAGUGACAGUGGGAAGUACAAUCCUCGUGCAGCACCGCCGCGAAGAGGCAAAGACCCUCCAAGGAGCGGAUGAGAGGAGCGACACGCGCUCGAGUGAUGACUGAGCACGGAGCAGUUUGGAACAAAUGACCAAAGAUUACGCAUGCAGAAGAUGCCAGCAGUUGCACAUCGCUCUGAUUCAAUUACCUUUGAGUACUACAAGAUGCUGUGGACAGUUUUAUCUCCAACGGCUUCUUAAAGUUGCUCCAUCAACGAUUUCACUUGAGGGAUCCCUUGGUAGCGGUCGGUGAACGGGGGCCAGCAUGUGGCCCCCCGACCUGGGGCCUCCAGAUGUGCAGCUGACUCUUCCCGGUUUCGGGAGCGUCUUCGAGGAUGUGGAGGAUCUCCUGGAGGCGCCGCUGUCCUCCGGCGGCUUCUGCCAGCCGUCCAUCCACUCGGGCGGCCUGUGCUGCCUCCCGAGGACCUCGCUGUCCGUGUCCUCGCUGGGGCGCGACCUCAGCUCGCUGCUCAGCUGUAAGACGGCCGGGUCGCACGUGGAGAAGACCGUGGAGGACUUUGCCACCACCGCUCACACAGACCCCAAAAACAGCAGCCAGAGGUUCAGCUGCUACCCACAACCCUCCCUCCCCAUUUCCUACAUGCUCACUAGCUGUGCCACAUCCCCGUCUUUUGGCUCUCCGCCGUCAUCCCUUUCCUCUUCCUCCUCAUCUUUGCUCUUUACCCCUUGCUUGCCCCUCUCCGACGACAAAACGUCUCAGCAACAACAACAACAACAACAACAAAAGCUACAAGAAGAGUAUCGCUCCAUAAAACAAGAGCCUGCAGAUGAUUUCUUGCCGUGUAAGAGGGAACCGUUUCAAAUUAGCAGCCAGCAGGGGGAGCUGUUCCAUUUAGGCGGCCAUCCUCCUCCUCCUCCUCCUCAAGGCUACGAUGCAAAAGACAGCACCCACUCCCCUCUCCACUCGCCCCGGCUCAACGGACCCGUCGGAGCGGAGCCGGUGCUGGACCAGCAGGAGCAGCCGUGCCACUGGAUCGACUGCAGUGCCACGUACGGCAGCCAGGAGGAGCUGGUGAGGCACAUCGAGAAGGUGCACAUCGACCAGAGGAAAGGGGAAGAGUUCGCGUGUUUCUGGGCCGGCUGCGUGCGGCGCCACAAGCCGUUCAACGCUCGCUACAAGCUGCUCAUCCACAUGAGGGUGCACUCUGGAGAAAAACCCAAUAAGUGCAUGUUUGAGGGCUGCUCCAAGGCGUUCUCCCGUCUGGAGAACCUGAAGAUCCACCUGAGGAGCCACACCGGAGAGAAACCCUACAUCUGCCAGCACCCCGGCUGCCUCAAGGCCUUCAGCAACUCCAGCGACCGGGCCAAACACCAGCGCACACACCUGGACACGAAGCCGUACGCCUGUCAGAUCCCAGGAUGCACCAAACGCUACACCGACCCCAGCUCCUUACGGAAACACGUCAAAGCUCAUUCAGCCAAAGGCCUUCAGGAGAGAGAAGUCAAGGUUCAGGUCCAUACGGCGCUGGAGUCGGACAUUUUGAGUGAUUGCCUGGCGAGGCAGCACCUCCACAGCUCUGCGUCCUCCCACCAAGAAAACAGCUCACCUUUACCGGCCUUGGAUGACUUCACAGGUGUGUACUCAAACAGCAGCACCGCCCACAACAGAGGGAAUUCAGAGUUUCUGCCUCCGUCAGUCGAUAGCUGCUCCAGCUAUCCGGGCCUGGAGGGAAACUUUGACGCCAAUAGGCCAAUAUCUUCAAUGACGAGCCCGAGCAGCAUGAGAGAGGGGAACAGAUCAGCGUCCUUGUUCGUAUCCUCUGACGUCAGCCCAGUGAGCUCCUCCUCAGACCGAGUGGACGUGCGACAGCAGAGCUACCAGAAAACCUACAACCACCAGCAGCAAGUGUUCUCACAGCAGCAAGGCUGUUUGUACGGAGAAGGAAAGGUGGUUCCACCGGUCAGUGACGGAGGUUUUGAUCCUGCCAGUUACUUCACGAAUCCAUCCACCACUCACUCUACAGGGUUUGACUUGCUGCAGGACCUGCAGGGCCAGGCAGGAGGGGGCUACUCCAUGUCUCCGUGCCCAGACGACAGCUUCCUCUUCCAGGCGGGAGGCGUCGAUCGCUGCCUCAACCAGAUCUACUCCAUCUACCUGGACUCAUGAUGGCGUCCCGGAUCAACUUCCACGAAAAAACUGGACACGAAACAGAGCCCGAAUGAUGACAGCAUUGUCGAAGGGAAUUUUAAGCUGGCAGAGGCUUAAAAAAUAAAAAAAAAAUGGUAGAAAAUGCAGAGGAAAUCUAGUGCAAAUGUAAAUAGCAAAGAUAUUUUUAUUCAGAGAUGACCGCAGCAUUUGUGAUCUGGAUAGAAUGAGCUGUGAGCUUUAUUCUUUUUAAACUCCACCGAUGAGGAUAUUUUGUGGCUUCCUGAAAGUAUUAAAACAACGAUAUAUAAUGUAGCACUUCCCAGCUCGGGGUUGAUAAUUACACGCGCCACAAAACAACACAGCCACAAUUAAGUCAUUUCAUUUUAACUUAACUAAAGCAAUGCCGCCCCCUAGUGUCCUAAUGACUGUACAGAAUUAUAAAUAAAAGCGGUGGAUCAGUGUGGAUGAGACUGAUAAAAAAAAAAAAAAAACCUGCACUAAAAAAAAUAUAUAUAUAGUAAUUCUCAACAAUCAAACAGCAGCAUAAUCCUUUCUUUUUGUGAUAUUGUGUCUUGUUGCUUCUCUGCUUUAUUACGUAUGCUGUACAGUUGUUAUCAGUGUUAUAUUCAGUGCGAAGGAGGUGUGCAUCGUUUACAAUAACUUCUCUGCACUCUUUUCAGUCUCGUCACUGAGACUUUAAGAAAGUGACCAACCAGAAAAUGUUUACACUGAUUAUGUAGCAAUUCAGAGAUUUCUUAUUAUUGUAAUUGAACAGUGUAUAGACUGUAUAAAAAAAAAGCAUCUGUCUUUUAUAUCUAAAUAAAAACAAACUGUUUGUA